AUGAGAGAUAAAAAUGAUACAGAGGUAUCUAAUAAAACAGAAGAGAUUAUUGAUGAAAAUCAAAAUGGAACUAGUGAUGCAAAUGUUACUUUUUCGAAUAAUGAAGAACAUUCCAAACAACUAAAGUUCUUUCAAAGAUUUCAUGAUAAAAAAGAAGAUAAAAAACCUGCGAAUGCUGUGAGCCUUGCAAGUUUGUUUCGAUAUGCUACAAUGCUCGAUAAAAUCUAUAUCUUAAUUGGUACUCUCGGAGGUCUAGGUAAUGGUGUUCUAUUACCAAUUAUGGUUCUUAUAUUUGGCAAUCUUCUAAAUUCAUUUACUGAUCGAUCUACUACUUUAUGUGAACUCAAUUUUACAGCUCUUGCUAUUGACUAUUGUCCAGAAGGUUAUCACUUAACAGCAUCGAAUUAUUUAUCAGCAUUUUCUAUUUGUCAUUUUAAUCAAACUACGUUUGAUUUUCAAGGUGAAAUACAAAAGCAAACAAUUUAUUUAGUUAUUAUUGGUUGUAUUAGUAUUGUAUUGGCUUGUACUCAAAUCGUAUUUUGGAGUAUGGCAGCUGAAAGACAAACAAAAACUAUUAGAAAAAAAUUAUUUCAAUCAAUUCUUCGAAAAGAAAUUGUUUAUUUUGAUUUACAUAAAACUGGUGAACUUAAUACGAAAUUGACAGAUGAUGUAGAUAAAAUUCAUGAUGGAUUCGGAGAUAAACUUGGUUUUGUUAAAGGAUGGAAACUAUCAUUAGUUGUAUUAUCUAUGGCUCCAUUACUAUUUAUGUCAGCUAUGUUCUUUUCCAAACUUGCUUCCGGUUUGACAGCAUUGGAAUUAAAAGCUUAUGGUAAAGCAGGAGCAAUAGCUGAAGAAGUCUUUAGUUCAAUUCGUACAGUGCUAUCUUAUAAUGGACAAGAACGAGAAGAGAAAAGAUAUGAGCAGCAUCUUGACGAAGCUAAAAGAAAUGGUAUAAAGAAAGGUGUAAUCAAUGGUGUAACAUUGGGAUCUGUCUGGUGUAUAAUCUUUUGUUCCUAUGCAUUAGCAUUUUGGUAUGGAGCAAAAUUAAUUCGAGAACAAGGAUAUAAUAUUGGAACUAUUCUCAUUGUAUUCUUUUCAAUUAUCAUUGCUGUUUUUAAUUUGGGUCAAGCUAGUCCACAUUUUCAAGCUUUAGCUCAAGCUCGAGCUGCUGCUUACAUCGUAUGGGAAGUUAUUGAUGCACCAUCUGAAAUCAAUAGUGAUUCAGAAAUUGGUCUGAAAAAAGAUGAUCUUAUUGGUGAUAUUGAUUUUUCAAAUGUUCAUUUUUCUUAUCCAUCACGACCUGGUGUUAAAAUUCUUAAUGGUAUUUCAUUUGAUGUCAAACAUGGUCAAACGAUUGCUCUUGUUGGAUCAUCUGGUUCAGGAAAAUCAACAUGUGUACAAUUAUUACAACGGUUCUAUGAUACUGACUCAGGUUCUGUUCAUAUUGAUGGCCAUCAAGUUACUGAAUAUAAUUUAAAAUGGUUAAGACAACAUAUUGGUGUUGUUAGUCAAGAGCCAAUUCUAUUUCAAGCAACUAUUCGAGAAAAUAUUUUAUUUGGGAGAGAUACAGCAACUGAUGAAGAAGUUCAUACAGCAGCAAAAAUGGCUAAUGCACAUGAUUUUAUUAUGACUUUACCUGAUAAAUAUGAAACUCGAGUAGGUGAACGUGGAGCUACACUCUCAGGUGGACAAAAACAAAGAAUUGCCAUUGCUCGAGCAUUGAUUCGAGAUCCAAAGAUUUUACUUCUUGAUGAAGCUACAAGUGCACUUGAUAAUGAAAGUGAAAAAAUCGUUCAAGACGCUUUGGAUCGUGCUGCUGAAGGUCGUACAACAUUAGUGAUUGCACAUCGUCUAUCGACAAUUCGUAAUGCUGAUAAAAUUAUUGUAAUGCAUAAAGGUAACGUCGUAGAAGAAGGUGAUCAUCAAUCAUUGAUGCAUGCUCGUGGAACUUAUUUUGCUCUUGUUGAACAACAAAACUUACGUCAAGCUGAAGAAGAAGAACAAUUAGCUCUUGAACGAUUCGAACGUAGUGAAUCAAUGGCACCCAGUCAAAUUGCAGAAUUUCAAUUAAGUGUCGAAAGCAAACGUCGUUCAACUGUUGCUAGUGUAGCAUCAAGUAUAAAUAGGUUAAAUAGUUAUAAAAAGAAUUCAUUAACAGAUGAAAAGGAAGUUGAAGAAGAAGAAGAAGAUAAUGAAAUAAAAAAGAAAAAGCCUAAUACUGCUUUACAAAUAUUAGUUAUGAACAAACCAGAAUGGAUAUUAAUAAUAUUUGGAUGUAUCGCAUGUAUAUGUAAUGGUGGUAUUCAACCAGUAUUUGGUGUUAUUCUAAGCAAGUUAACUGCGGUCUUUCAAGAAUGUGAUAAAGAUGUUCAAAAACAUCGAGUUCUAGUCUAUAUACUUGUGUUUAUUGGUUUAGGUGUUCUAACAUUAAUUACGAUGUUUAUUCAAAGUUUUUUAUUUGCUUGUUCAGGUGAAGCACUAACGAAAAGACUACGAUCUAAAACAUUUCGUACUAUUUUACGUCAAGAAAUUGCUUAUUUUGAUAAUCCAGAUAACAAUACAGGAGCAUUAUGUACACGUUUAGCCACAGAAGCAUCUGCUGUACAAGGAGCAAGUGGUAUUCGUAUUGGAGUAAUGUUACAAAAUAUAGCUGCACUUGGUACUGGUAUUCUAAUUAGUUUUGCAUUUGCUUGGCAAUUGACAUUACUUGUUCUUGCCUUUGUUCCAUUUAUGAUUGCUGGAGGUUUUUUACAAAAUUAUUUAAUGACAGGAUUUGCUAGUAAAGAUAAAAAAUCAAUGGAAAAUGCUGGCAAGGUAACAGUAGAAUCUAUACAAAAUAUUCGAACAGUUGUACAAUUAACUAAAGAAGAUUAUUUUUACGAACAAUAUUGUUUACUUCUUGAAAUACCUUAUCAAUCAUCUAUAAAACGAGCAAUUCUCUUUGGUUUAUUCUUUUCAUUAUCAAACUCAGUUAUGUAUUUUAGUUUAGCAGCAUUGUUCAGAUUAGGUGCUUAUUUAGUACAGAAGAAUGAACUCACAUUUGAAUCUCUUUUAUUGUGUUUUAAUUGUAUUAUAUUUGCUGCACAAAGUGUUGGACAAACAGCAUCUUUGGCUCCAGAUUAUAGCAAAGCUAUUCAAGCUGCUGACAAAAUUUUAGAACUAUUGAAUCGAACACCAUCUAUUGAUAAUAAUUCAUCUGAUGGUGAUGAAAUACCAAACUUUGAUGGAAAUUUGGAAUUUGUUAAUGUUCAUUUCAUUUAUCCAAACAGACCUGAAUCAGUUAUUCUUCGUAAUUUUUCACUUAAAAUUCGGGCUGGUCAACAAGUUGCACUCGUUGGUACAUCCGGUUGUGGAAAAUCAACAACUAUUCAGUUAAUCGAACGUUUCUAUGAUGCAAAUGUUGGUCAAUUGUUAAUUGAUUCAAAAGAUAUUCGAAGUCUUAAUCUUCAAUGGUAUCGAUCACAAAUUGGUAUUGUUUCACAAGAACCAGUUUUAUUUGAUAUGUCAAUAAAAGAAAAUAUUGCUUAUGGUGAUAAUAGUCGAAGUAAUAUUCCUAUGGAAGAAAUCAUUGAAGCAGCUAAAAAUGCUAAUAUACAUGAUUUUAUUCAAAAACUUCCAAAUGGAUAUGAUACAAAUUGUGGUGCAAAAGGAACUCAAUUAUCAGGUGGAGAAAAACAACGAAUUGCAAUUGCUCGAGCAUUAAUUCGAAAUCCCAAGAUAUUGUUAUUUGAUGAAGCAACAAGUGCAUUGGAUAGUGAAAAUGAAAAGGUAGUUCAAGAAGCAUUAGAUCAUGCUCAAAAAGAUCGAACAUCAAUUACAAUAGCACAUCGUUUAUCAACAAUUCAAAAUGCAGAUAUGAUCUGUGUUUUACAUAAUGGAGUUAUAGUUGAAACUGGAACUCACGAAGAAUUACUUGCUCUUCAUGGUCGUUAUUAUCGUUUAGCACUUGGAAAACUUAAAUAA
Rotaria sp. Silwood1 is the source of this 3963-nucleotide messenger RNA. The record is from the annotation of a GenBank genome assembly. Lineage: Eukaryota; Metazoa; Rotifera; Eurotatoria; Philodinida; Philodinidae.